UAUAAAUGAAGGCCGCCGGGCAUCGACGAUCCCACGGUUUGCAUUUGUCAGUUCAACAGCAGCUGCAUUCAACCCACCGAGCCUCCAGCCAUGGCCUUUAACGGAACCUGGAAGGUCGACCGCAGCGACAACUACGACAAGUUCAUGGAGCAAAUGGGCAUUAACGUCAUGAAGCGUAAACUGGCAGAACACGACAACUUGAAAAUCACCAUCGAACAAACCGGAGACAAGUUCCACAUCAAAGAGUCCAGCACCUUCAGGACCAAAGACAUCGACUUCACACUGGGCGUCCAGUUUGACUACAGCCUGGCCGACGGCACCGAAGUGUCCGGAACCUGGGAAAUGGACGGAGACACGCUGAGGGGAAAGUUCACCAGGAAAGACAACAACAAGGUCCUGACCACCACCAGGACGCUGGAGGGGGGGGAACUGGUACAGAGUUACAGCUACGAAGGAGUGGACGCCAAGAGGAUUUUCAAGAAGCAAUAACCUGGAGUCUGAAGGCGCUCACAUUAGAGUUUUAUAGUUGAUACCGUUUAGAUUUGUGUUUUUUUUUUUGUUUUUUUUUUAACAGUCUCACAUGACGAGUUGUGACGGUUUCAUGAUUUUCAGAGUUUGGAACCAGAACAGUAAAGAGUCAAAUAAAGAGGAGGAUUUACUCACAGAAAACAGAUCCAUGAGGUUAAAGGUGCAGCUUUUCCUGCAGGUGCAACAAGGUUCAGCUGUGCACACCAGUCAGCUGAUCAACCAACAUGGAGUUAACCCUUUAAACGCCACAGGUUUGGGUUUUUA
Sphaeramia orbicularis (orbiculate cardinalfish) is the source of this 792-nucleotide messenger RNA. Its product is annotated as fatty acid-binding protein, intestinal-like. The record is from RefSeq and is a predicted model, not a curated record. NCBI's taxonomy places the organism in Eukaryota, Metazoa, Chordata, Actinopteri, Kurtiformes, Apogonidae. The transcript is spliced from 4 exons. Gene Ontology annotation, molecular function: lipid binding. The coding region runs from base 91 to 489 and encodes 132 amino acids.